Melampsora larici-populina 98AG31 is the source of this 657-nucleotide messenger RNA. RefSeq lists its product as uncharacterized. The record is from RefSeq and is a predicted model, not a curated record. The transcript has 5 exons. The coding region runs from base 1 to 657 and encodes 218 amino acids. Lineage: Eukaryota; Fungi; Basidiomycota; Pucciniomycetes; Pucciniales; Melampsoraceae.
AUGUCGUCAGUGCCUCAAUCAAACGGCAAGGUUGCCCGUAGAACCCGUCGUACGCGUGCUCAAAUCGAGGAGGAUCUCGUCGCCUCAGGUCUCCCGGCUAGCGCUGCCCGAGCGACACCUGCGGCCAUCAAACGGUCACGUCUGGCCGCUCAAAAACGCGAUGCCAAGUUGAAUGGAGGCGAGAGUGACCGGAGCACUACUGAUGGCCAUGACCACAGUGAGGUCCCAAACGAGCGAAAUGAACAUACCUCUCUUGUACCCAUCCCCAGUGCUGAAGAACUCCUUGCCAAUCAAGAGAUCGUGGACGCCCAAAUUCCAUCGGCUUCCCUCGUGAUUCCAGGUCCUUUGGUUGCCAUUGCAGAAUCCGAACUGAACGCUCACUAUCGCUCUUUUCUUGACAACGACGCGGACUCGCCACCCCCAACUCCAAGACCUGCUUCGCCGGUUGAACCUUUACCCAACCCACCCCUUACACGUGCGACUGCCACCUCUUCCCACGCGAAAAAAAAGAUCAUCGCCUCAUCCAGACGCAAAUCGGCCAGAAAGGACACACUCACGGCGGAAGAACGUGCCCUAGACAGCUCUUCAGACGAAGGCCCUAGUAUCUCGACAGCGACCCAAUCUCCAAUUGAACGCGGACAUGGCCUAAAUUUGUGA